Ochotona curzoniae (black-lipped pika) is the source of this 4413-nucleotide messenger RNA. RefSeq names its product family with sequence similarity 156 member A (gene FAM156A). The coding region runs from base 669 to 1304 and encodes 211 amino acids. Gene Ontology annotation, biological process: epigenetic programing of female pronucleus. The record is from RefSeq and is a predicted model, not a curated record. The transcript has a single exon. NCBI's taxonomy places the organism in Eukaryota, Metazoa, Chordata, Mammalia, Lagomorpha, Ochotonidae. Gene Ontology annotation, cellular component: nucleus.
GUAUCGGGUGUAUUGAUCAUUUCAAAGAACCAGCUUUAGCAUUCAUUGGGAUUCUCUAUUUCUCAUUUGUAAUCCCUUUGUUGCUGCAAGUUGUAGUAAAGCAAAUCCUCAUUUACACGUGAGGUAGUUUGGAGACCAUUUCCCCAGCCAUAAGUAACUGUUUUCACAGGCCACAAAGCCCGUGGGUGACAGCUUCCAAGUCCCAGGCGCAAAUGCCUGCCGCUUGUGGGAGAUAGGCUUUCUGCAAGCGUGUGGAACAUCCUAGUUACACAUGACCCCUUCAGAUUGUGCCUGAGACCGGGUUAGGAAAAUCAGCAGGGAGUCUUUGUCAGUGAGUGCAUCGUUUGAGGGGCCUGGGCACCUGGAUGCGGUCAUCGGUGCCAGCUCUGAAGCAUUUAGGAAAUGACCGAGCUCUUGAGAUGCUCGGUCCGGAGUGGUCAGGAGCAGCCUAGGAAGUGGGUGUUAUUCUUGUGAAAUAGAAAGUGCCGGAACAGAAGCAUCCCGUGAGAUGACUGACUGUGGUUUUCUUUCUCCUUCGCCAACCUUUGCUGCAGUCUUGCUUCUGGCCACACUACUGCCCUGCUACCUUCCAGCUGCUUGAGAUCCUCCAGCUUGACUCCCUGUCUGUUCACGGGCCGGGUGGAGCUUCCAGCCUGGACUAGACCCCCAUGGAUCCACCCCCGAAACAGAGCCCGGCGCUGGCUGCGGACGCCACCCAGACAUCCACGGCAGAGACUUCAGGGGACGGCCGUGCCGCCUGUCAGCCCCCCUCCACAGAGCAGCUCGUGAGGGGCCUGGGGAAGCUGCUCCCCAGAGCCGGGCCCGGCCUCCCUGCGCCGCUCCCAGAGGGGCUGCUCCAGCAGCAGUACAGGGAGGGCAAGACCCCCCCGCAGAGGCAGUGGGACAGGCUGCCAGUCUCCCAGAGGAAGACGGCAUUCCUGGGGCACCUGAGACGCAGGCACCGUGACCACAUGGCACCUUACCCGGUCGCUAGGGAGAACAGAGUCUCUCCGUCAGGUGACAGAGCUCAGAAUCGAUUCCGCUGCGAAUGUCGGUACUGCCAGAACAAUGACACGAGUGUGUCUGGGCUGUGCAGGGAGAGGAGCGGGGCCUCGUGGGAGACCCUGGUGCAGGGCCUCAGUGGCUUGAGCCUCAGCCUGGGGAGCAGCCAGCCUGGCCACCUGCCCCAAGGGGCCCUCCAGCAGCAGCAGCUGGAGCAAGAGGAGAAAUGCCAGCUCGAGAGGCAUCAGGAAAGCAAGAGAAUGUUCCACAGGCUGCUGAAGCAGUGGUUGGAUGAGAAGUGAGGCUCCCAGGGCGGGCACCUGCAGGAAUCCAGGCAGGGAUGCUGUCCUGCCAUUCCUGGGUGUGGGUCCCACGGGGGACCAAGCGAUUUGGGGCUGCCAUGGGAGGGGACCAAGACCUGUGUUUGGUCUGGAAAUCCCACGAGCAUGUGCUGAGAUCUAGUCCCGGCAAAGGGCCGUGUCGGGCCUGUCAUUUGUGGACGCCCUGAGGUGUUAGUGAAGGGCACUGCGUGCCGGCGGCCCCGCCUCCUGGGUUCUGACCCCCAUGAUGCAUGUGUCACAUUCCUGCUCGCGGUCUCUGUCUGCCCUGCCUCCUUUGUCACCCAGGCAGAAGGUGUCUGGGUAGUGUGACUGCCUUGUUGAUGUGCCUGCGCUGUGCUGUGUUAUCCGCUGCCUGCCGGGAGCACCGCUAGAUCUGUUGCCGUGCAGUGUUAUGCUGAGGUGCACGUUCAAGAUCUGGAGCUAAGCAAGGCACAGGAAGGGAAGUGUAAUUGAACUUGCUGGUCUGCUGGUCCCCCAUUGUGUGGUCGUGUACACUUGGAUGAGUUGAAUGUGAGCAAACCUCUCCCUGCUCCUUAACCUUCGAGCAGUAUUUGCCCUCGUGGGAAUUUCUGUUGGCCUGUGUCACAGUCAAUACUAAAUAAAUAGAAUGCAGCUUUCUCUGUCAAUGCCGGCUCGCGUCUUCUUAGACCUGAGACUGCCACGGAGUCCCCACCGGACCUCAGCAGGUGUCAGUGGGUCUGUGCCAAGUGGAUUUUGCAACAAGGAGGAGGGCAGCACCUGUCGGCGCACAGUCCGGACAUGCUCUGAGGCCCAGCUGCGGGACCGGCGUGCUGAGCUGUGAGGCAGUGCCCGGGAAGCGUCCUGCCAUGGCGGGGUGGGAGGCAGAAUCCACCCUUCCCUUUAGAAGACCCUGCGGGCUGGCACUGCGGACCUGCCCAGGCCCACACGGCCACCCUGGAAGCCUGGCACAUGGAAGUGGCGGCCGGGAGCAGCAGUGCCGUGGCUGCUUCGCGAGAAGCAGAGCUUUGAUGCUCUGAGGAAGGUGUUGGGCGUUGGACUGGUAGCUUGGAGUCUCAGGAGGUGGGAUGACCUCUUGCUUUUCUUCCCCUACAGAGUCCUGCCAUGUGUCCCCACUGGGUGGCCACGCCAUUCCUCUGAAAUAAUUCUGCUUUGUGUCAGUGUGUGUUUUUAGGUGGGUCCCUGAGCUGCGCGGCUUCCCAACAUCUGCGCCUCCAGCCGACACAAGGCGCCCGAGGACAGGUGAGUUCUCCGACAUGCUGAACUUGGGUGUCUGCUGAGAGCUCCAGGGUGAAGUGCUCCCAACUGCAGGGCACAGGGCACUGCCGGGGGAUGUCAUGUCCGGAACUCUGGGGUGCAGUGCAAAUGGGCUUACCUGGCACUCAUAGCCAGGCUGCAAGACACUGUGCUGUCUCUGACAUGUCCUGGGCUUCCCGGUGUGUGGGGUCACUGCCUUGCACGUGUGAGCUCCUUGAGUCCACAUUCCCCGCCCCACUCGUCACUUGCCCUCUCACCACAAGAAAUUGGCAGGCAAAGGCCAGAGCAGUGAGCAGACUGCCCGGGUUUGCACAGGUGGAACAGGCACACAAAGGCCACAGUGGAGGCCAGCCUGGGCCCCAGCUAGCCUCUGUCAGGACUGCCAGGGCAGGACGGCCAGCCAGUGAGGAAAGCGAGCGGAGCACCCGGUCCUUAACCCUGCUAGGUCAGAUGCCUAGCCAUGCCAAGAGGCACAUUAGAGGAACGGCAAUGGGAGGCAAACCUUCAGAGAUGGGAAAGAGAUCGGUAGUUGCCUGGCCUUCCAGGUAGUCCUAGGGAUGGACCACUGGUGAGUACCAGGGUCUUUUUGCAGGGAGAGACUGUUCCAAAGCCAGACUCUGGCAGGUGCACAGCUGUAAAUUUUCUAUAUCGCUGUAUCGCAUCCUUUAGCUACAUGAAUAGUAAGACGUGGCCAUUAUACCUCCAGUAAAGCUGCUUUUCUACUGUACUGCCCAUGUGAAAAAAGGCAUGAAUAGGAAGGUGUGGAAUUGUUUUCUGUGACAGUAAAGAAUCUCCCCUCUCUUUGAGCGUUCUUGGUCCUGCCUACAUUUCCGGCAUCCUCCAUGUGUACUUGAAGCUGCAGCCAGACACAGCCACUUGCACAUCUGGGCAGCAGGCAUACUGGUGAGUGCUCUGUCUCUAUGUAUGUCGUGUGUGCAUGGACAAUUGCAAGUCGCCACCCUUCCACUUCCCGUUGUGGUUCCAUGCCAGGCUCCGGGACCCCAUCCUGCAUCCUCUAUGCCCGUACAUGUUUAUCUAUUCAGGAACCCAAGGACCAGGCUUCAGUUGCCAUGGAAACCAACCUCAGCUUAGCUUCCACCUCUGUACACAGGAGGACAUCAGAGUGGGAAGGGAUGUUCUCAACCCAGAGGGGCCCGCCUGAGCUCAGUCACCCAGUGGGAAAACAGCAGAAAAACAGUAUGGUUUCCAAGACAACCAAAUUCCAGAUGCCUGGGCUCCAUGAGGCCGCCUCCCUCCCCUUGGCCACCUGGGAAAUGGGCAGUUGUGACAUGAACACAGCCCUGAGCCCUGGAAAUGAUUCCUAACAUGGCUGUACAAGAUAAUUAAGUCAAAGACAGUUCUUGAAAGAAAAGGCACCUAAUGCAAAAUGUUCAGAUGCAAAACAACAAACCGUUAAAAAUGGAAAAUAGCGCUUUUAAAUUUUUUAAAAUAUUUGUGACAUAGGUAUGGGAGUUGCACACCCAUUGAAGCCUCUGAGUGGGAUGGAGAGGAAUGAGGGUGGGGGAGGAGGUGGGUAAGAGGACAGACCCCACCCUCCCUCCUGUGACAGUGGAGGGGGCGGGCAGGAAGGGGAGGGAUGUUGUAAAACUCCUUGCUGCCAGAUCCCAUCAGCGCCAGAGGACACAGCCGGACCCCAGUGUCAUCCCAGAAACCCUGAAGCGGGGAAGGAUGUCUGAGGAUGUUACUUGAGUAGUCUUGAUUGUUCUUAGAUGAUGUUGGAUUGGUUGUAGCAGAGUGAGAUGCCACUUCGCAUGUGUCCAUGGCCUUAGGUGGCCUUAGGUGCUUGCUGAAGCACUUGGCCUGUGGUGUUUUU